AUGGAAGAAAGUCAAGAAGAACUCACAAGUCAAGAGAGUGAAUCUCAUAAGCAGAGAGGGAUUUCAGAGACAGAGAUUAAUCAGAUAAAAGAAACUUUCCAAAAGGAAAUUGAAUCAAUCAAUUUUAAAUUCGAAAAACUUCAGCCAAUCUUAGGCAUCAUUGAAGACUUAGACGGAAAGAGUUUAUUCUAUCAACUUCUUCAACAAGAUGAGGAGAAUCAUGUAGGCUUGAUCAUGGAGAAGAUUGGGCUUGAUCAAUACCAUAAAUAGACAAGACUUCAACAGGAAGAUUUCAGAAUACUGUAAAACUAAAAUGGUUGAUGGGAAGAUUCACAAAAAUGUUGAUGAAGUAAAUGAAGACAUGCAAGAAUUACAGAAUAAAAUUUACGAACUUGAAGUUCGUCUCAAUGAAGAUUCUAGAUCAACAAAGAACCAAAUAGAGACAAGAUUUGGAGAGCUUGAAGUCCAUCUUUCAAGCUUAGUAAAGAGUUCAUCUACAAAACUAGAAUCAGAAGACUUCGAUAGAUUCAAAGACUCUAUGAAGCUGCUAUAUCUCACAAAAGCAGACUCUUUGAAGAUUUGGCAUAACUUUGAUCAUUAUUUGAAAGAGCAGGAAUUUGUUCGUCAGGUCAACGAAUCUGAAAAUUACAAACUACAGAUCAAAAACGAAAUCAAGCAGAUUAACGAACUUAUCCAGAGUGAUGUCAGGAAUGAGAUUCUAAGAACUUCAAAAGAAUUUGAAAACAAAAUAAAAACCCAGAAUAAUUUCAAUGACAAAACGAAGACAAAAGUUGGAAAUCUUACACAUAAACUCAGUGAGUUACAGCACGGAUUGAGGGAUCACACUGAUGCACUUAAAGCAGUCAAAAAGGAACUGAGAAAGAAAGAUAAUAUCUCUGAAGUUGAUAAGAUAAGAGCUAAAUUAAAAGACGCAGGCGUUGUCAAAGCAGCAGAUCUGCUACUACUUAAGAAGAUCAGAGAAGAAACUCUCCCUCAGGUUGAAGAUAUCGAGCAAAGCAUAAGAGGCAUGAAUUGACAAAUUUAUAACCACAAAACCAUUUUGGCAAGAUUUGAUGAAAUCCUCUGCUCCAAGGCAUCAAAGAUUUCAUUCGAAGAAAUUUUGAAACAGGGCAAACAAAAUCAGACAGAUCUCAAAAAAUUGUUUGAAUUCAAAGAGGAUUCCUUGGAAUCUAGGAAGAAGUUACAAACAGAAAUAGAGCAUCUGAAUGUCACCCUGGAAGAAUUUGAAAAACAGAUGAGAGUUAUUAUAUCUACUUUCCUCAGGAAGGAAGUUAACAAAGUUCAAACUGACUUAAAGAACUCUAUUUUUCAAGGCAAUAUCACCAGGGAUCAAGUCAAAGAGCUAGUCGAUAAAAAAGUUGAUAAGAUAGAAUUCAUUGCUGAUAUGGAACAAAAAUCAAAUAAGAAUGACCUUUACAUGCAUAUGCAGUCAAUAGACAUAAUCCAUAAGCAGAUGAAGUCGAUAAUAGCACUAUUUGUAGAAAUGAAUACUCAGAGAUGUAACUCGAUGACUCAGAAGGAGCUAUCUGAGAAAGUUUUACUGAAGCAGAAGUCAAAUCUUUUAGACUAUUCAAAACAGGUCUUAAAAUGGAUCAACUUGUUUGACCCUCAAAAUAUAAACAAUGAAGCCUUGUUACUCCCACAAUUUGUUAAGUUCAAUAAAUUGAUGGCUAAAACAGCUAGGAAUUCUGGGAGAACUUCUCCUGCUUUAUUAUUCCCAGAAAACCAGCCUCAAAAAGAUCCAGAAUCACCAUCUCUCCUCCAAAAUUCUCCCUCAAGUAUCACAAAAUUCAGAGGUCCCAGAAAAUUCAGUCUCUUAUCCAAAGAUCACAUCAACAGCACUAUAAUCCACGACAGCUCCGACGCUAUAAAUCUCAGCAAGAACAAAGCUAUCAACACCUCAUUCGAGCCCAUCAGCCCUAUUGAAGCUAGCGCUACUUUAGACAAACGAAUGGCUACAAGGUACACUCACAGAAGGACUCAGAGUAAAAACCAGCCUCUUAACCGUUUCCUUGCCAAGAAGUUUUCAAAGGCCCUCAAAAGGCACCAGGCCAAUCAGUUCUAUACCAGGACUUUUAGUAUAAAUAAGCAGUUGUAAUCUUGAUUGGGGAUGAACCAC
Molecule: messenger RNA, 2140 nt
Organism: Moneuplotes crassus
Lineage: Eukaryota; Ciliophora; Spirotrichea; Euplotida; Euplotidae
Source: the annotation of a GenBank genome assembly